This is a messenger RNA of Manihot esculenta (cassava), 1874 nucleotides long. RefSeq lists its product as uncharacterized. Lineage: Eukaryota; Viridiplantae; Streptophyta; Magnoliopsida; Malpighiales; Euphorbiaceae. The transcript has 12 exons. Gene Ontology annotation, cellular component: mitochondrion. Bases 166 to 1476 code for a protein of 436 amino acids. Gene Ontology annotation, molecular function: protein binding. The record is from RefSeq and is a predicted model, not a curated record.
AAAGCUUCACGGUUACAAAAACUGUUCUCAUCCAUUGUGAUGCUGCUACUGCUCUAUCGGGUUCACAUGGUUUCCGCCUCUAAAACCUUUACCUUUUGAUUAGGGUUUUACAAUUUCUCAUCUAAAGAAGAAGAAGAAGAAGAAGAAGAAGAAGAAGAAGUAGCGAUGAUUCGUUUCUUGUCUCGAGCAGCGACCACCGUUGCCCGAUCAGCCUGGUUGAAACCCAUUUCCAAUGGACCCUCCUUCUUUAUUCCGCCAGCAACAUCACCGUUGAGAUUCUUUCAUGAGGAAAGCAACGGUCCAAAUGCAAGCCCAGUUGCUCUUCAGAUGAUCGACUACGCUCUCUCUCUUGCCAAAUCUCAGAAAACAGAUGAAUCGUUCGCGCAAGCUAUGUUAGUACUAGAGCAGUGCCUUUCUUCUCAGUCAAGCGAAGGCCAAGAUAUUGUGACCCAAAAUUCAAAGGGGAUGGUCCUACUCGCUAUGUCUAACUUAUUAUUUGGAAGAGAAAAUUAUGAUGAGGCAAUGGAGAAGCUCCAGAAAAUACAAGAUUUAGCGCACUCUUCUUUGGGUGUUAAAGUUGCUGCCAUGGAAGCCCUUGUUGGACUCAAUUUGGAGUUGGGGCAUGAUGAUACUUCAUCAGUGCUCGCAGAUAAAUGCUUAGAACUGUUGGGCAAAGAUGAACGAAAAAGGACUGUUGGGGAAUAUGUGGUUGCAGAUGCUCGUGCUAAGGCAGUUAAAGGACUAGUUGAGCUUGUUUGUGGCAAUCUUGGAUCAGCUGAGUCAUUAUUCCAAGGAUUUCAGGACAGUGAGGGUUAUGUUGGAAAUGCUGCGUUAUCAUAUGGAGAGUUCUUACAUGCCACAAGGAACCUCUCAUUGGCAAAGGAUGUGUAUCAGAAAGUUAUUAAUGAGGUGGCUGAAAACAAAGACUUCUCUGGCAUGCAUGCCUUAGCAGCUUGUAAUAUGGCUUCAGAGGAAGUUCUGUUAGCAGCCAUCUGUGCCUUGGGGCAGCUUGAGGCACAUAUGGGGAAAUUUAGUGAUGCAGAAGAGACAUUGACAAAGGCAUUGAAUAAAGCAGAGCAACUUUUUGGGUCUCGGCAUCCCAAGGUUGGUGUAGUUUUAACAUGCCUGGCUCUCAUGUUUCGGCAAAAAGCAGUACAAGAGCAUUCAACUUCUCUUUUAAUACAAGAGGGACUUUAUAGGAGGACAAUGGAUUUGCUGAAAGCCCCUCCGCUGGAAUCUGAAGGCAAUGCAACAAUGGGGAGUUCAAAUAGAAGGGAUAUUCUUGCCCUUGCAAGAGGUGGAUAUGCACAAGCACUUUGUGUUCAACAGAAUAGGGAGAAAGAAGGAGAAAGGAUGAAAAGGUGGGCAGAGGCGGCAUGGAAAAACAGCCGUUUUUCACUAACUGAGGUGCUGAAAACUUCAGAAUCCUCCAACAAAUUGCCAGUUAUAGAUGCUCGAAUUGGUAGGAUCAUGUAGUCUGUCCUUUGGAGGGGCACUAGCAGUUCAAUGUCGAUUAGAGUACAUCAGAAGGACAUGCAGAAUUUAAUCGGAUGAAUGCAUCUCGUAUUUGCAACAGAGGCAAAAACACAAAAUUUCAAGUUGUACACCACAGAGCUAUGUGUGGACUGCACUGGAGGCAUGAAUGCAUCUCCUCUGUGAUGUUGUGCUACUCUUUCCGGUGUUGUAUUAUCGACUUGAGAAAUACAUGCUAAGUUGUAGAUUAUCUAACUGUUUGUUGCUCACUGCCUUGCAAAUAAAUUAUCUGGGUCAGAAGCCUAGAGGAUUGUAGAGUUGGCAAUAAUGCAAAAUUUUAUAUAUUUGUAUAAAGACUGUGGGAGAGAUAACAAUGUUUGUUUUGAUGAUGGAAGGUUUAA